AACAGUAUAUGAUUCGUAUCAACUGAAUCAGCUCAGGUUACACGCAGAAUUAAUCAGUUCCAAAGUUGUUAACGUAUAUUCCUGUUGAAGCUUUUUGCUGGCUUUGGAGGCGGUUAAGUUGGUGUUUCACAAACGAAAAACGACUCACGGAAAUUGGAAAUCGUGAUGUUUCUGGCUUAUCUUUUAAUCCGGGUUUUGUUCGUGUAUGCAGUGACGCAGUUUGUCAGCUCAGCAAACGCCCGAAAUCCAAAUAGAUGCGACUCUUCACUGCAACAAAGUAACAACAAAGUUAUUGUGAGCUGGUUUAUCAACAUCAGGGCUUUUACCCCUGAUCCUUAUACAGAUUUAUGUUUUGGAAAGGCCUCUAAAGGAAACCCCUUUUCGAUCUUGUGCUGGAACAAAGCUGCAAACUCCAUUACGUUUUCUAACCACAGUGAUACGUUGUCGUCCUGUGACUGGUGUAAGACCUUCGUUACAAAUCCGCAAGCACUAGAGCAGCCUGAUGGUUCUGUCCGGGUGUCCGUGGAGGUGGCCCUGGAAGGAAAUUUUGGCCAGUUGGUAUAUUGGUAUAUAGUUUGGGACGGCGAACACAACAGGUUAAUCAAUGAAAUGCUCUUCUGCAUCUAUAGAGUAGAAAGCUUUAACUGUGGCAAGAAACCACCUCUUCCUAGGAUAGUUCGCGGAACAAACACCAUCCCAGGGGAGUGGCCUUGGCACGUGUCUCUAAAAAAACAGGGACACUUUUGCGGUGGCUCAGUGAUCAGCCCGCGAUGGAUCGUGACAGCGGCUCACUGCUUUGACGGAAAGGAUCCAAAAGAUGUCAGCAUUGUUGCAGGAAAAUAUCACCUUUCAAGAACAGACGGUUUCGAGCAAGAACUUCGCAUCAAAAGGCUUUUCAAACAUCCUCGAUAUAACGUGACCUGUAAGCUCAACUACGAUGUGGCACUACCGUUUGAACUCAUCUUUAGGAAGAAACACCAAGUUAUACCAAGCACAGCGACUUUCUACAUGAUUGAAUUACUUAGUUGUAUAUAGAGCUCGUUUCAUUUCUGACCUGUUCA
Pocillopora damicornis (cauliflower coral) is the source of this 1061-nucleotide messenger RNA. Its product is annotated as chymotrypsinogen A. Gene Ontology annotation, molecular function: serine-type endopeptidase activity. Gene Ontology annotation, biological process: proteolysis. Lineage: Eukaryota; Metazoa; Cnidaria; Anthozoa; Scleractinia; Pocilloporidae. The record is from RefSeq and is a predicted model, not a curated record.